GAUCGAACCCAGGUCUCCCGCAUUGCGGGCAGAUUCUUUACCAGGUGAGCCACCGGGGAAGCAGGCCUUGUAGAAUUGCUCAUUAAAGAGUCAAUGAAGUGGUGUUUACAGCCGUAGCACUGCCUGCAAAGGAGGAGCUCAGAAAGGCUCCUUUCCCUGACUGCCUGGAUGUUUGAUUCAGUCACCAAGGUGGGAAAUCCUCAGGGCUGUGUAAUUCCUGCUUUAGACCACGGUGUUCUACUUAACUGGCUCGAGCCUGGCCUGCAGAGGCGGGGCGGGGCAGGAGGGGGUUCGGUCGGAGCCUGUUGGGAAGGGCCAAGCAAGCUCUGCUGGAGGCUAGAUCCCCUGGCUGGUCUGGUGUCAGGAGGACGUGGCGCCUGGCCUGGGCAUGUGCCCUGGGUAAGGUGCGCAGGGCACCCUGAAGCUCAGCCACGGUGGAGAGGCCGCUCUUGGCCCCGGGGGUAAAAGACCACUCCACUGGAGGGGGCCAGGCUCAAAGGCUCCCCCGCCCAAGCUUCCUAGUGCAGAUUUGGGGCCAAAAUCCACCUAGGGUCGUGGGGCCACCUCAGCUUCUCUCACAGGAGACCCUCAUCUGGAGCUGGUUCAGCCGCUCUGGGCCGUUGUCUGUGAGAGGCCUUCAGGUCUCCCCGAGUUUCUGUUUCUGCCUCGGGUGUGUUUGAUCGUUCAGAGUGACAGGUUGUGCCAGAAGCCUCGCUGUUCUUUGCGUGUCUUUCGUCUCAGCAGUUGGCGGCGUGGCAGCAGCGUGACGCUGCCUCAGUGCGGUGUCUGAGCCCUUUCCUGAGAGCGGAGUGAGGUGGGGUGCUGGCGGCCCAAGGCACGAUGAAGACCGUGCUCAUGGUGGCUGAGAAGCCGUCCUUGGCCCAGUCCAUCGCCAGGAUCCUCUCUCGAGGCAGCAUGUCCUCGCGCAAAGGGCUGAACGGGACCUGCUCGGUGUACGAGUACCCCGGGACCUUCGCGGGCCAGCCCGUCCGCUUCAAGAUGACGUCCGUCUGCGGCCACGUGAUGACCCUGGACUUCCUGGGAAAGUACAACAAGUGGGACAAGGUGGACCCCGCUGAGCUGUUCAGCCAGGCCCCAACAGAGAAGAAGGAGGCCAACCCCAAGCUGAACAUGGUGAAGUUCCUGCAGGUGGAGGGCAGGGGCUGUGACUGCAUCGUGCUGUGGCUGGACUGCGACAAGGAGGGCGAGAAUAUCUGCUUCGAGGUGAGGGCUGGGGGUCCGCGGGCCGCCACACUGGGGGCCAGGGCCCCAAGGGGUGGAGGUCCAUGCGGCCGCCGGCUCUGCCCAGGCCGGGAGCGUCCCGUCGUCUGGUGGGAAGCUUGUGAGGAAGUGCUGGGGCAGGAUUUCUCCGGCACNAACGAGGCGCUCUCGGUGGACGCGCGGCAGGAGCUGGACCUCCGCAUCGGCUGCGCCUUCACGAGGUUCCAGACUAAGUACUUCCAGGGGAAAUACGGCAACCUGGACAGCUCGCUCAUCUCCUUCGGGCCGUGCCAGACCCCCACGCUGGGGUUCUGUGUGGAGCGGCAUGACAAGAUCCAAUCCUUUAAACCGGAGACCUACUGGGUGCUGCAGGCCAAGGUCUCCCAGAGGGCAGACGAGAGUCAGACCCUCGGCGGCUCCUCGCGCGCCCGCCCAAGCACCUGCCCACCCGCCCUGACCCCGGCCCGUCCCCAGGUGGAGGCCACGAGCAGGAAGGAGAAGGCCAAGCAGCGGCCACUCGCCCUGAACACCGUGGAGAUGCUGCGUGUGGCCAGCUCUGCCCUGGGAAUGGGCCCACAGCACGCCAUGCAGACCGCCGAGCGGCUCUACACGCAGGGCUACAUCAGCUACCCGCGCACCGAGACCACCCACUACCCCGAGAGCUUCGACCUGAAGGGGCCUCUGCGGCAGCAGGCCAACCACCCCUACUGGGCUGACACGGUGAAGCGGCUCUUAGCAGCAGGCAUCAACCGCCCACGGAAAGGCCACGACGCUGGUGACCAUCCCCCCAUCACCCCCAUGAAGGCUGCCACGGAGGCCGAGUUAGGGGGUGAGGCCUGGCGCCUCUAUGAGUACAUCACCAGGCACUUCAUCGCCACCGUCAGCCACGACUGCAGGUACCUGCAGAGCAGCGUCUCCUUCCGGAUUGGGCCCGAGCGCUUCACCUGCACGGGCAAGACCGUCAUCUCCCCAGGCUUCACGGAGAUCAUGCCCUGGCAGAGCGUGCCCCUGGAGGAGAGCCUGCCCACCUGCCAGAAGGGCGACACCCUGGCUGUGGCCGAGGUCAAGCUGCUGGAGAAGCAGACCAGCCCGCCGGACUACCUGACGGAGGCCGAGCUUAUCACCCUCAUGGAGAAGCACGGCAUCGGGACGGACGCCAGCAUCCCUGUCCACAUCAACAACAUCUGCCAGCGCAACUACGUGGUCGUGGAGAGCGGGCGCCGGCUCAAGCCCACCAAUCUCGGCAUCGUCCUGGUGCAUGGCUACUACAAGAUCGACGCCGAGCUGGUGCUGCCCACCAUCCGCAGCGCCGUGGAGAAGCAGCUGAACCUGAUCGCCCAGGGCAGAGCCGACUUCCGCCAGGUCCUGGGUCACACCCUGGACGUCUUCAAGAGGAAGUUCCACUAUUUCGUGGACUCCAUCGCGGGCAUGGAUGAGCUGAUGGAGGUGUCCUUCUCGCCCCUGGCGGCCACGGGCAAGCCCCUCUCCCGCUGUGGGAAGUGCCACCGCUUCAUGAAGUACAUCCAGGCCAAGCCGAGCCGCCUGCACUGCUCGCACUGCGACGAGACCCACACGCUGCCCCAGAACGGGACCAUCAAGCUCUACAAGGAGCUGCGGUGCCCGCUGGACGACUUCGAGCUGGUCCUGUGGUCGUCCGGCUCGAGGGGCAAGAGCUACCCGCUGUGCCCCUACUGCUCCAACCACCCGCCCUUCCGGGACAUGAAGAAGGGCACGGGCUGCAACGAGUGCACGCACCCCAGCUGCCAGCACUCGCUCAGCAUGCUGGGCAUCGGCCAGUGCGUGGAGUGCGAGAGCGGCGUGCUGGUGCUCGACCCCACCUCUGGCCCCAAGUGGCGCGUGGCCUGCAACAGGUGCAACGUGGUGGCCCACUGCUUUGAGAACGCCCACCGCGUGCGCGUGUCCGCCGAGACGUGUGCCUCCUGCGAGGCCGCCCUGCUGGACGUGGACUUCAACAAAGCCAAGUCCCCGCUGCCGGGCGACGGCACGCAGCAUACGGGCUGCCAUACGGGCUGCGUCUUCUGCGACCCAGUCUUCCAGGAGCUGGUGGAGCUGAAGCACGCAGCUUCCUGCCACCCCAUGCACCGCGGGCCUGGGCGGAGGCAAGGCCGGGGCCGGGGCCGGGGCCGGAGGCCGGCGGGGAAGCCGGGCCCCCGGCGGCCCAAGGACAAGAUGUCAGCCCUGGCUGCCUACUUUGUGUGACGGCCGGCAGGCCACGGAAAUCAUUAAAUGUGGUGUCUCUGCAGAGCCAGGGGCUCCCCAGCCUUACCUGCUGUCGGAGGGCUGUGCCCAUCCCCUUGCCUCUCCCUCGUCCUGCACACGCCCCCGAGUGCCUGCCCUGCCCGAGUCCUGCAGGGGGGCCGCUGCACAGAACCAGGAGCAGGCC
Molecule: messenger RNA, 3625 nt
Organism: Odocoileus virginianus texanus
Lineage: Eukaryota; Metazoa; Chordata; Mammalia; Artiodactyla; Cervidae
Source: RefSeq, a predicted model, not a curated record